UUUCUUGCAGCGCAUGGUUUUGACUUCCUUCAUGUGCCUGUGGGACGCAGCGCACGAGGGGAGGUAAACGUAAAGAUAUCAUGGCAGAAGAAAGUAUCAUGUUUGAUGUUCUCGCAGUUCUUGGCCAGUCAAGUGUGUCUUUACGUGGCUUUGGGUCAACAUUUGAUUUCAUUUAUUGGAACAAAAUGAUACGUCGAUUCUUUAGGGUCGUCGAAAGGUAAGAAUUGCAUAUUGUUAUUGAAACCUAGAAUGCGUAGCUGCAAACCUCGUCUACUGCCAGCAGCACAGACUCGAGGCGUUUUCGCGGCAACAUGGCUGUUCGUUUCUGGUGUCCAGCAGCUCUUCGAAGUGCUACACCUCCACAAGCUGCGAGGAGCAGGCUCGGUGUUGUUCUUAAUAGCAGCAGCAGCAGCAGCGUCAUCUUCGGCUGGUGGAAUUCCCGGUGCGGCUAUAAUUUCGUCUGCAGCCCCGGCGGGGGGAACCGGGACCUUCACGACCACGAUUAGACGGACAGCGAGUCCAGCUGCAGCAGCUUCAUCUCAACAACACGGGUCCACCUUCUAUCCGUCUUUCAGCAGCACCAGCGGGACACAGCCACCAGGAGUUGCACCUUCAUCCCAGAAUUAUGCUGGACCGCCUCAACAGGAGCGUCAGCCGCUGUUGGGUGGAAGAACUCCUGGGGCAGCCCAAGGCGGAAGUGGCGGCGCGGCGUUAUUACCAGGUGGAGCUUCGUCAUCUCUGCCGCUUACCGGAAUAGUCGCGUCAACAAGGGCCGCUCCUGUCGCGUCACACGGAGGUGGAAAUAAACUUCCCGCAGGAGCUUACUUUACUUGGCAGCGUCCCGGCGCUGGAGUGUACACACCGGUUCCGCCUGCGGUUAACACAAGCCCUGGUCAUGGUGGUUCCAUCGCGGCUGCAGCUCCCAGCCAUAAUGCGCCCUAUCAUGCUGCAGGAGCAGCUUCGCCGAGCGAGGCAACUUCUACACCAUUCAGGACCAGUCGGCCACUUUUGGGACUACUUCAGAAUCCGCUGCUGCGCGGCCGCACGCCCGGCCCGCCGGUUGACACAACAACCUCAACAACGAGAAGCACGGCAAAGCCAGAUGAGGGGGGCGAACAUCCUCCCACCUGCGCGAUCUGCCUGUCCGAAACGGAGAACCUUGACUUCACGGGCGGUGCGGGGUGCACGCACCUCUCCUGCCCGGCCUGCCUGGAGCGCCUCGCCGAAAUCGCAAUCAAAAACCAGGAGCCGCUCGUCUGUCCCAUUUGCUACGCCGAACAAGUGAAGGAAAGCAAGAUGUCGAACAAUCGAGGACACCAUCAGCAAGAUGAAUCCUCGCCGAUGGGGGCAGCUUCGCAGUCAACCACAACACCGAGGACAGUGAGAACUACAGCCACUACAGGCGGUGCAAAUAACAGUAUGAGUAGUUCUAGUACUGGAUCCAGCCCAGUUUCGACGACGGGUGCGACGACGGUGACACCAACGGGAAAGUACGACGAGGAUUUUUUCCGGAGUCAAGAGCGGAUCAAGCAGAGACUGCAGCAAACGGGGUUCCGGGGAAACCUGGACAAGCAUGAACUGGAAAUCGCGCAGCGUUCCGCGGCCUCCCGAUACAUCAGGUGCCCGCGAAAGCACUGCCACGGCUGGAUCGAACUCGUAUUCGGCGUGCCAGAAGAUGGAGAUGGUGAAGACCACAGCGAAGAGGUACAAAUUAUAGGAGCAGGUCAGCGACGAAAAGCUAGAGAAGAUCAUGAUCGCAGGGCCAGGUGGAAUUGCGUCAGCUCGCGCUGCUUCUCCCGCUCGCAAGAGAAAUCGGACGACGAGGCGGGCGAGGAGCCGACCUUCACAGAAGAUCAUACGGGGCGGCUCGAUGCGGCCGAUAGUACAACUUCAACCGAUCCUGCGGUCAUAUUGUUCGACCACACAGAUGGUCAUGACGAUAUGUUGCUAUCGACAGGCGGUGGAGCCAGAAGUAGAGAAGCCAAGGAGAGGACGCAGGCAUCGAGGAAGAAAAAGAACUCGUCGUGUGGGCCGUUCGAUUGCUUGUUUAGUUGCGCCUCUGGCAAGGCCGACGAGUACGAGGACUAUGUUCUUGCGGACGUCGAAGAGGACGAAGGCGAAGCGAAGAGUUGUUCUUUCCGACGAGGAGCUGCGACCCCCUCGCUUCAGAAGCUGGAACUCGUUCCGUACCAGAGGCAGCGACUGUGGUGCGCCGAGUGCGGCUACAGUUUCUGUCCCUGCUGCAACCGACUCGAGCACCAAAAUUCCAGCAUGCGGUUCACACGGAUCAGUCAGUACCUCGCGAAAAACGGCCCGGCGAUGGAGCAAAUGGUUUCCCACGGCAUGUGCAGCCCGCACUCGCGAAUUCGGUAUAUAAACUUAAUUACGCCGUUUUUCUCGUAUGCUUGCACUCGCUGAAUUUGAUCGAUAUGACUGCGUAGUACUUUAUUUAAAAAAAUAAACAUAAAGUACGUACGAACAAUGAUCUUCAAAAAAAGGCACAUUCUACACGACGAAAACCUCGUCAACUAUAAAAAAUCACAUCCCCCCUCUCCUCGCAGGGCUGGCAUCGGGUGUUUUUCUACGAGCUGCCACACUCCGUGUUUCGUCGCCGGCUGGUGCUGUGGCUGCGCGCCCCCCCGGGCCAGCGACAGAAAGAAACCGCUCCCGUUUCGCCAGCGCGUGAUGUCCGCUGCGGGCCUUCGCCACGCGGUCGAGUAUGGGCGCAUGCACCUCGCGGAGUGGAACGAGUACUGGGUGCGCGACGCCGAAUGCGUGCUCGCGACCCUCGGGUCGCAGCCCAAGUGGAAGCACGCCAUCAGCCAGAAUGUGGCACGACAGCUACAAACCAGAUGGGGUAGUUCUACUUCAAGUGCAACAUCUUCUGGAGGUGGGGGUUUACCUCCACCUAGUGCAGCAGCAGCAGCAGGAGCUGGCCGAGCCAAUAGCGGUGGCGCGAGGACGUCAGUGACAUCUUUUUCAAGAAGUAAUGGCCACGACGAGGACCACGAACUAGAACUACACGGGAGUGAAAAGGACGCCGACAGCAGCGCCAGCAGUGAAGACAGUGACGACGAGCUCGCGCAAUUCAUGAGCAAGCGGCUAUCGAUCUACGACGAGGAAGAGGAAAAGGACCGGGCAGAUCCAGCCAACUACUCCUGCAAGUCGUUUGCCGAGAAGGAGAAAAAGUGGCGGCGCUGGGUGGCGAGCCUGCAAGAAACCGACGAAGACAUCAUGCGUGCGGUGCGGGAGUGGCACGCAGACGAAGCGCGGAAGGAACAGGUGUGCCGAUUGUGUCUAUGCAAUCUGCAAAACUACUUAUCGUACUUCGAGUGGAAACUGCGCGUUUUUCUUCGCAAAUUUUCUCAUAGAAGGACAGUGGCCGACUUUGUCAUGCUGGACAUAGGUGGUUAGACGUAGAAUUGGAGAAGAGGACAAGUUUAGAACAAACUAUCAGUGAUGUGCAUGUGAUGCAUGCGUGCAAGUAAGUAGUUCCCCACCACGAAGACGAUAUUACUUUUGCACAGCAUAUCGACCGAAUUGCGGAAGGCUCAUCGAGAGGCUGGAGGGGUGCGACAACAUGCGGUGCGGGGGUUCGGCCUACAGGCCAUCGAGCGUGAAGGGCGGCGUGGGGUGCGGGCACGCCUUCAAGUGGUCGGAGGCUAAGCAGUACCGGCGCAGGAAGCACAGCGACGGCGCGCCCCGGUUCGGGAUCUCGAGCGAGGCGGUGCGGCAGCACCGGAAAAAGUCCAUCUUUGGGCGGGAGCUUGACGCGAACAAGAUCAACCCCAACUUGCGGCUAUCCUGUGCAGAAGUAUCGUGCUCGACGUAGUAAUUGCAUUCAUGCAUUACAAAUCUCUUUCUCAAGGCAAAUCAGCAUUACAGAUUUAAAUUUGUAAUGCUGGAUUUGUACUAGUACGAUGCUUGUUUUGCAUUGCAUAGCGGCACUACGGAUACAAAAAGAGCAAGAUCGACAAACAGAGGCUGGAUCCCAACAACUACCAGAUCCGGUGUCGCCAGUGUCUGCAGCCCGUUGUGGUAUCAACUGCAAAAAUGUCUGGGUCUGGAAGAGUUGGAGCUUGUCAUGCACAUUUUGCAUGACCCGUGAAGUCUAUGAUGCUGGUGCUAGCAUCACAGAUCUUUUGGGAGCUUCAUCUUGAUGCUAAUUACGCAUGAGAAAUGCCCUCUCUGUGUGCCAAGAGCUGACUCCUCAUGCUGCUCAUGCAACACAGACACUUUUAGGAUUCGCAGACAGCAUUACAAGUUCCACUCUUCCAGACCCAGACAUAUUUGCAUUCCAUAUGUGGGCCCGCUUUUCCACUGUUUGAACUUCCCCAAGUUCACCCAGUUCUGUUGCUUCGAUUGCGUGGUUAUUCUGGUGAAGUCCCCCGACCCAGACCCGGGAAGUGCUGUCGCGCUAGACCCGGGGCAAGUCGUCUUACGAAAGGACCACUGCUUCGAGGUGUUUUUCCAAGAGUUUGGGUCGAUCCUGGAGGCUGAGGAACGACGCAUGCGGAAAAUUACGAAGCGCAAACACCUGGAGGAUUCAUCGGAGUUGCACUGUUGCGUCUGGCGUUGGUCCAACUCGUGCACGGCAGGCCACGGCCUCACUCCGUGUUACGCGCCGCACAAAGUUACUACUUCGUAGUAGUUGUCCUAGUCGCGGCUCCUGAUCAAUGCUAAAGUUGUGUAGUACCAGCACAAGAACUUCUACUUGCUUGUUCCCAUUUUUUUUUUUCGACAAACAAUUUGAAGGUACCGCUUUCCUUUCGCCGCUGCUUGUGCAUACAAAUGAAAUAGACUGCGUAAAACUAGUUAUCAUUUGAAAAUUUUACUGUUUUUGUUUUGGUUUCAUUACAUAUUAUUUUUCACGAGAAUACAGCUUUUUGUUUUUGUUUUCCUGGAUCAAUGUAUAAAAGUAAAUCGUCCGCUGGACCGAAGAACAAGCCAUUCUCAUUCACCAGCGCGCAGCUGAUGUGCCGUCUGCGAAAGAGAGCUCCUGGAAAGUCUGCUGCGGGACUGUGGCUCGUGGGUUCGCGGAUUGAUUUUUGGAAAGAACCUAGAGAAUACAGUUUGAAGACAAGUGUCGUGACGAUUGCACUUAACAUUCGUUAUAUUGGUAUGUAUUUGAAUACGGAGUGUAAGUGUUAUGAUACUCUUUUUGCCGCUCUGGAAAUCGAAAUUCAAAAUAUGUCAGUCUGCUCUUUUCUCUGCUGGUUUGCGAAAAAGAAAAUCGUCACAGAUAUUAUUAGGCAGGAGUGGUUGCGCCGCUCAUGGCACCAUCGCGAAACCAAGUUAUCUCCAACUUCCCACGAUCUUACACCUAGGCCUCAAGACGACGGACUGGGAAAUAAAAUCUUCAGAAACAUGCGCGGAGAGGAAACAUUUUGCGACUGUCGCGCCGUUUGAUGACGUUGUAGAGAUGUCCUGGUGGAGCUGCAGCACGAUCAUCAUUGUGAAACAGAU
Amoebophrya sp. A120 is the source of this 5466-nucleotide messenger RNA. The record is from the annotation of a GenBank genome assembly. Lineage: Eukaryota; Dinophyceae; Syndiniales; Amoebophryaceae.